AUGGGCGAGAAUGUAUCUGCCGUGCUUCAAGAAGAGAAGAUGCCACCUAAGUGCAAGGACCCAGAUAAAGCCAUGUUAGACUUAGGCGCAUCUAUAAAUGCCAUGCCUUACUCGAUUUAUUCAUCACUAAAUGUGGGACCUCUUGAGAGGACGGGAGUUGUUAUACAACUCGCCGAUAGGUCGAAUGUGUAUCCCAAGGGAGUCCUUGAGGAUGUGUUGGUUCAAGUUAACGAGUUGGUCUUCCCGGCUGAUUUCUAUGUCAUAGAUAUGGAGGAACAUAAUACCUCCAAAUCACCUUUGAUAUUGUUGGGAAGACCAUUUCUGAAAACAUCAAAAACAAAAAUUGAUGUUCAUGAUGGUACGCUAACUAUGGAAUUUGAUGAUGAGGUUAUUAAAUUUAAUAUCUAUGAUGCCAUUAGAUAUCCCAGUGAUGUGUCUUCUGUCAGUUUUGUUGAUGUUUUGGAUCUUAUUACUCAUGAUUUGUAUGACUUGACUAACCGAAAUUUGUUGGAGGUUGCGAUUACAAGGCACCUAGAUGCAAGGACAGUUAAUUUGUUGAUGAAGGAGUAUGAUUUAGGGCCCGAGCUUAAAGAGAUAGUCUUAGCCAUGGAAUCUAAUCGACAUACAAAGUUUCAGGCCCCGGUACUUGACUUGAAGGAGUUACUGGACCACCUCAAGUAUGCCUACCUAGGCAAGGACAAUACUCUACCGGUGAUCAUUUCUACUGAGCUGUCAAGCGAAGAAGAAAAACGGUUGGUGAAUGUGCUUGAAGAGCAUAAGGAGGUGAUCGACUGCACUAUAGCUGAUAUCAAUGGAUUGAGCCCCUCAGUUUGUAUGCAUAAGAUUCUACCCGAGGAUGACUACAAUCCUUUCCGUGAAGCUCAACGAUGCCUCAAUCCGCCUAUGAUGGAGGUAGUGAAAAAUGAGAUCCUUAAACUCCUUGACACAUGUAUUAUCUAUUCAAUUUCAGAUAGCAAAUGGGUAAGCCCUAUUCAAGUAGUACCCAAAAAGAUGGGUUUGACGGUAGUUAGGAACACCGAAGGGUUCUAUAGGAGAUUCAUUAAAGAUUUUUUGAAGAUAACCCGACCACUUUGUUGUCUCUUACAAAAGGACGUGGACUUCUACUUCGAUGGUGAAUGCAAGAAGGCAUUAAAUGAAUUAAAAGAUAAGUUAACUUCUGCACCCAUAAUUCAGCCCCUAAAUUGGGAUCUCCCUUUUGAGAUCAUGUGUGAUGCGAGUAAUUACGCGGUCAGGGCUGUUUUGGGACAGAAGUUUGUUAAGGACCCACACAUGAUAUAUUAUGCUUCUCGGACGUUGGAUAGUGCCCAAAGCAACUAUUCAACGACCGAGAAGGAGCUUUUGGCCAUAAAGAAGGACGCCAAGCCUCGCCUUAUCCGUUGGAUGUUGCUUUUACAAGAGUUCAACCUAGAGAUUCUGGAUAAGAGCGGAUCAGAGAACUUGGUGGCCGAUCAUUUGAGCCAUUUGCUAAAUGGUGAGGAUCCUUCUACCUUGAAGGAUGAAUUUCUGAACGAGCAUCUUCUGACCGUUCAAGAGACGACACCUUGGUAUGCCGACUUAGUGAACUAUCUAGUUACUAACACUUUGCCAGUUUAUGGUAAACCAUGUCAUCUACCUGUUGAACUAAAGCACAAGACCUUUUGGGUUGUCAAGAAGUGUAGCAUGCGGAUGGAUGACGCGGGAGUUCUAAGGAAGCUACAAUUUCAAAAGUUAGAGGAAAUCAAAAAUGACGCAUACGAGAGCUCCAAUAUCUACAAGGAGCGGACCAAGGCUUUCUACGACAAGCUCAUCUCCCGGAAAGAGUUUGUGGUCAGACAAAAGGUUUUACUCUUUCAUUCAUGCCUAAAGCUGUUUCCCGGUAAGCUUAGAUCACGAUGGGUUGGUCUUUUAAUAGUUGUUAAGGUUUAUGCUCAUGGAGCAGUCGAUAUUGAAAGCCCAAAAACGAGUAAGUCAUUUAAGGUGAACGGGCAUAGACUGAAACCUUUUAUGAAGGUUUUCAGUCUACGAACAUUGAUGUUAUGGCUCUUGAGCCACUGCCCGUUGUUAGUUACUUUAGGUAGUGUCUAG
Cynara cardunculus var. scolymus (artichoke) is the source of this 2085-nucleotide messenger RNA. RefSeq lists its product as uncharacterized. Lineage: Eukaryota; Viridiplantae; Streptophyta; Magnoliopsida; Asterales; Asteraceae. The transcript has 6 exons. Bases 1 to 2085 code for a protein of 694 amino acids. The record is from RefSeq and is a predicted model, not a curated record.